CUUUGUUGUGAAGUUGCGGAAAGUGGGUUGAAGGCAGCAACAGAUUCUGUGGUCUGGGUCUGGAGAUGGAGAGAUGGAGGAGGCGGAGGCUUACCAGAAAGACAGACUGGUCUGUCUGCCGCGCGAGGAGUCGUUUAAGAGGCGCGCUGACAGGGGACACACGACAAAUGGGGCAGUCUAAGCGAGUGUUAUCUCCAUUUAGCGCCGGUAUCAUCAAAGCUGCGUCAUCACGGGAAAAGUUUGGGGGGCUGUGCCAACGGCGAAUAAAUGUAAACAAACCGAUGUAAACAUGAGUGAAUGCGAGAUAUAUUGAAUAUGAAUGUAACUAAUUUAUACAGUUUGUAUUCAUUCUUGUAGAUAAAGCGCAUUACAGCAAUCCAAAUGUUAUGACGCCUUUAUUCCGCAGUUUGGUUUAGUGGCGGCUCUAUGAUAGCGAUUAGCGAAAUCCUGCUCCUCCCCCAAGGUCUCCCUCCACCACGAAGCUUCUAUCCUCAGCACAACAAAUAUCUGUACUCAUGCGAUAACCACCAUCACUUUCAAUGGCUCUAUGUCUAGCAUAGGCUUCAAUCGAACGCCAGGCUGAUGUCUUCCACGCGCGUUGUGCUCCGUCGCAACGGCCCCGCUCUUCGCAACCUACAGCUCCUUAGACCGUCAUCCUUAUCUGCCCAGCAAGUCUGCGCGCGCAACUAUGCCGCCGUCGUAACACCGUCCAUAACACCCACAACACCAUUCUCGGGUUCAUACCCACUUCCUCAGCCCGAAGGCGGCGGAAAAGACUACAAGCCCCCCGAUGAGCGCACCCUCAAGCUAGGCAAGACCCUACGCACACUCCAACCCCUCCUCCCCUCCCUCCUCCUCACGCCCCUCCCAACUGCCAUCCUCUCCCCCCAAAUAACACUCCACCUCUUCCCCUCGACCCACCCCCACCUCCCCGCCGUCCACGGCCGCGUCGCCUACAUCGCCGCCGUCUGGACGUCCCCCAUCGCCUGGGGCCGUGUUCCCAUAAUCGGCAACGUGCGUCUCGAGAUCCUGUCCGAGCGAAUGGUGAAGUCCCCCAGCCCCGCGGGAUUCGAUCCUACCAGCGUAGCCCCGCGCGAGCAGCUGGUCGUGCGAUGGCGAACGAUUGGCAAGAAGAUCGGGGGAGGGGACAAGGUUGCAACGAGGGCGGAGGAUGAGUUUACGGGGUUGUUUAUUUUUCAGUUUGAUGAAGAGGGGAGGAUUGUGAAGCAUGUUAUUGAGCAUGUGCAGGAGGGGGGGAAUUGGGAGAAGGGGGUUGGGGCGAGGGUGGUGGGGUUGACGGAUUGGUUGUUGGGGGGGAGGAAUAAGGAGCCGGAGGGGUCGUUGGCGCCGUGUUGUUCGACGGUGGGGAAUUAGAUGGUGAGAGAGAGGGGAGUAGAUGGGGCGGGUGGAUUUGUAUGAUUGAAGACGGACAAGCGCCACGACGACCGCAGGCUUGAUGUUUUGAUAUGGGGUUUUUUUGGGGGAAUGGGGUCUUGGGAAAGGGUUGGCAUACCUGGUUUUUGCGCUGUCGUUUCUGUACACGUACUGUAUAUAUUAUAAACACUCCUCACACACUAGCUGGCAGCAUUAUUGAAACAAGAAGC
This is a messenger RNA of Pseudogymnoascus verrucosus, 1604 nucleotides long. RefSeq lists its product as uncharacterized. The record is from RefSeq and is a predicted model, not a curated record. Lineage: Eukaryota; Fungi; Ascomycota; Leotiomycetes; Thelebolales; Thelebolaceae. The transcript has 2 exons. The coding region runs from base 583 to 1374 and encodes 263 amino acids.